GCUGUAUUUACCUUUGCUCUCUCCUCUCUGCCAGAUGAGCAAUACCACGCACACCGACCUGUCCUCUUCCACCGAGGGUGGGGUAGGUGUGACCAGCAUGGCUGGCAGCACGCUGCAGACCAGGAUCUUCCCUCUGACCGACUCCAGCCAUCUCUCCCCUGAAGACGACUCCCCGCUGAGGGCCCUCCAGAACUACUCCCAAGAUGGCCAGCAAAUUUUCCUGACCACUUCGGCAGCGCAGGUGAUCUCCGGAAUCUUUGUGUGGUCAGCACUGAUUCUCACCAUCCACCAGAUCUACAUGCACCUGAGGAACUACACCAUUCCUAACGAGCAGCGCUACAUCAUCCGCAUCCUCUUCAUUGUGCCUAUCUACGCCUUCGACUCCUGGCUCAGCCUCCUCCUCAUUGGAAGUCACCAGUAUUAUGUAUACUUCAACUCUGUGCGUGACUGCUAUGAAGCAUUUGUAAUCUACAGUUUCCUGAGUCUCUGCUUUGAGUACCUUGGAGGGGAGAGCACCAUCAUGUCUGAGAUCCGGGGGAAGCCCAUCGCGUCCAGUUGCCUUUAUGGGACCUGCUGCCUGCAAGGAAUGUCCUAUUCCAUUGGGUUCCUCCGAUUCUGCAAGCAGGCGACACUGCAGUUCUGCAUUGUGAAGCCCCUCAUGGCGAUCGUCACCAUUGUCCUGCAGGCAUUCGGGAAAUACCAUGACGGCGACUUCAACAUUCACAGCGGAUACCUCUACAUCACCAUCAUCUACAACUUCUCUGUCAGCAUGGCCCUCUACGCGCUCUUCCUCUUCUACUUUGCCACCCUGGAGCUCCUGCGCCCCUUUGAGCCAGUCCUCAAGUUCCUCACCAUCAAGGCCGUCAUCUUCCUCUCCUUCUGGCAAGGGAUGCUGUUGGCUAUCCUGGAGAAGUGUGGGGUGAUCCCUGAGGUCCAGAUCAUUGAUGGGAAGGAGGUGGGAGCUGGGACAGUAGCUGCCGGCUACCAGAACUUCAUAAUCUGCAUUGAAAUGCUAUUUGCCGCCAUUGCUCUGCGCUAUGCCUUUACCUGCCAGGUAUACAGAGAGAAGAAGGAAAACUCAACAGCAAACGUGGCCCCAAUGCAGAGCAUCUCUAGUGGGCUGAAGGAGACAAUGAGCCCUCAGGACAUUGUCCAGGAUGCCAUCCACAAUUUCUCCCCCACAUACCAGCAGUACACCCAGCAGUCCAUGCAAGAGGCGGGGACAAAAGCUCCUGGGCAGAUUGGGCACCCGGCACCCAAAGCUGACGGGCAAACUAGCAAAAGAAGCAAAAACAUUGAGAAAAGAGUGCUGAUGCUCUCAGACGAUGAACUGUAGGUGAGAGCUGAGAGGACAGCGGCACGGGAGAUGGUUUAAAAACUCAUUGUCUCUGCAAUCUGACUGGAGCCAAGAGAGAGCAACAGACCUGGACCAGAGAAGCUAAGACCAGCUGUUGCUUUGGAAGGAAAGAAGCAAGAACCAGAGAGGGGUGGGAUGCUGAACUGUGCUUGACUUCUGCUGUCCUGUCCCUGCUGAUGUUGGAGAUUGGUUCUUCUCUAUUCCCAUUAGGCCCCUAUACUUUUGUCAUUCAGUGGUUCCUGUCCACCAACCUGCCCCACUGCCAGUGUUCUGAUGCACGACUGGCAUCUGUAUCCGUACUGUGGGAAUGAUGUGACAGGAAGCAACCAGGACUCCUGAGAGUUCCUACCAGUGCUGCAAGAUGGAGGCUGGAGUCCAGCUCGUCCUCUCGCCUAUGAACAAGGGCAAGGAGGGGAAGAGAACGGCUCUGCUCUAGUGACUCUUGGCCCAAGUAAAAAGAUGAACGGCUCUCAAGCCUCCGGGGAGAAGAGCAGACUGGGAAGUCAGCUGACAUCGCCUCCUGCUCUGACAUUUUGAAAGUUACCAAAGGUUUUUUUUGGUUAGAACUUAGGGAGAAAAAAAUCUCAGUAAUCUUACAGGAAAGGGAGGGAGGGAGAAUUAAUGAGCUAUUUUCUGGUACCUACCUGCCUAAAAUUUAAUAAUCCCCAAGGAAGAGGCUAAAAUGAAAUUAAACUGCUGCUACCUGUACUGCUUCUGGGAGGGGGAACCUCUUUAUUUGUGUCGUAAAAGGACUAUGAUCCACCUUGGAGUGGAUCAAAAACUGAAAUGGAUUCCAAUUGGCGUAUUACAUUGCUUUUCAGGGAAUUGAACUGUCACGACUGUGACUGGCAGGGUUAGGAAUUCACUUACUGGAAACUAUUCUUCUUGAAAACAUUUGCUAUUAAGCAACCCUCCUUAAAUGUAAGAAACAGCUUUAUGUUAAUGCCUAGCAUUUGGCUUCAUUUAGACGGGAGAGAACCAGGACUAUUUAAAAAAAAAAAAAAAAAAAA
Molecule: messenger RNA, 2367 nt
Organism: Trachemys scripta elegans
Lineage: Eukaryota; Metazoa; Chordata; Testudines; Emydidae
Gene: TMEM184A
Product: transmembrane protein 184A
Exons: 8
Coding region: 35-1336 (433 amino acids)
Biological process (GO): transport
Cellular component (GO): early endosome membrane
Molecular function (GO): transporter activity
Source: RefSeq, a predicted model, not a curated record